This is a messenger RNA of Dermatophagoides pteronyssinus (European house dust mite), 2240 nucleotides long. RefSeq names its product Adenosine deaminase acting on RNA (gene Adar). The record is from RefSeq and is a predicted model, not a curated record. Gene Ontology annotation, molecular function: tRNA-specific adenosine deaminase activity; double-stranded RNA binding; double-stranded RNA adenosine deaminase activity. Lineage: Eukaryota; Metazoa; Arthropoda; Arachnida; Sarcoptiformes; Pyroglyphidae. Gene Ontology annotation, cellular component: nucleolus; cytoplasm. Gene Ontology annotation, biological process: RNA processing; adenosine to inosine editing.
UUGUAUCGAUUGUCUGUACAAUAUUGUAACAACAUUUUACUCGAUCCAAAUAAAUCGAAUUCUUUUUCAAAAUCUUCAAACAAUCAAUUUUCCAUUUCGAAAAAUGGAAACUGAUAACACUUCCAAUAAUGUUUCCAAUUUUAAACUCUUGGAUAACUUUAUACAAGAUGUUCGACAAGAAAAUGAAAAUAAACGAAAAAUGUUGGAAAUGUUUUCAAGUAACAAUGAAAUAGAAGAUAUUAAUAUGAAAAUAAGCCAACAAGAAAUCGGUGAAAUCGCUUCCCGAUUGAAAACAAUUUUUUCUCUAGACAAAUCUCCUGUCCAAGUUCUUCAUGAACUUUUUCCCGGUACUAACAAUACUGUCAGAAUCAUUGAUAAAGGUUCUCAUGGUUUAGCCCAUGAACCCACACAUCUAACAUGUAUAACGAUUGAAAAUAUUGGUAGUUUUAUUGGUGAAGCUAAAAGUAAACAAGAAUCGAAACAAAAAGCAGCUCAAAAUGCCAUUGGUUUUUUAACUCGAUUUUUGCCAUUAUCCGAAAGUAAAAGUAAAAGUAAACGAAAAAAUAAAAGAAACAAAACCGGUGAUUCUACUAUUGGAAAAUUCGUCGAAUAUAGUCAACAAAAUCAAACAGAUGUUGAAAUGACUUCUGAAGAGAUUUCUCAACCCCAAAUAGAAUUCAUUCCAAAACAAGAUUCAGAAAAUUCGCAAUCAAAUGAUGAUGGAAAAUUAACCGAUGUCGAUGAAAAAGUUAAACCCACGUCUUAUUCAUUGAAAUUUAUGCAAGAUGCAGAUCUUUCAAAGCUUAUCUGUGAAAAAGUGUUUGAGAAAUUAUCCGAAACAAUCAAUCCAAUCAAUCUGAACAAAUUGAUUGAUAAAUUAAUCUGCGAUGAACGUGCUAGACUUAAUUUUGUUGAGCAGGAUUUAUGGCGAUACAAAGAAUUAGCAAGCUUUGUCUUGGUCUCGGAUAUCGAUAAAAGUAUUCAAGUUUUAUGUUUAGGAACUGGAACUAAAUGUUUAUCAAGUGAACAUCUAUCUCUUGAUGGUAAUGUUGUACAGGAUUCACAUGCUGAAGUGAUAGCUCGUCGAAGUUUAAUACAUAUUUUAUAUGAUCAAUUGGAAAGUCUAUUAGCCAACAAUUUAAAUGAUAAACCGGUGUUUAUUCUUGAACCUGCUGAUUCAAGUGGAAAACGUUUUCGACUUAAAAGUCAUCUUAAAUUACAUUUAUUUAUAACAUCACCUCCGUGUGGUGAUGCUCGAGUAUUUAAUUUCAAUGAGAACAUCAAAAAUAUUCGUACACCUAAAGGAGUAUUGCGAUGUAAAAUUGAAAAGGGACAAGGCACUGUUCCAAUGCCAUCAAAUUAUAUGGCUACCUGGGAUGGUAUUCUUUUGUCCUACCAACGUUGUACAUUCAUGUCUUGUUCAGAUAAAUUGGCCCUAUGGAAUGUUGUCGGUGUUCAAGGAUCAUUGUUAAGUUUAGUUUUAGAACCACUUUAUAUUGAAAGUUUAGUCGUUUCAAAUCUAUUUCGUUAUACUCAUCUUGUCCGUGCUUUGCAUGGAAGAAUUGAUAAAGAAAAAUUAAACAGCAAACUUGAAAAUUUAACAGGUUACCGAAUCAAUGAAUGUAAAGUUGGAUUCAAUGAUAAAUCAUCAACUUUCAAAGAUCCGAAGUUUUCAUUCAUUCCAUCUUAUUCUCACAAUUGGUACAAUCCUAUUGAACAAAAAUCAUCUGAACAAAUAUUCGGAGAUAUAGAGAUUAUUCGCUGUGAAACGGGGACAAACUAUUUCAACGAUGAAAUUUCACGUUUAUCAAAACGAAAAUUGUUGGAAAGAUUUCUGAAUCUAAUCUCUAAUUAUCCAGAUAUUAGCAAGGAAAUACAUUUAACCGAUACAUCUGAUGAUGUAAACGUUGAAACUUUAUCGAUUUCUAAUUGUGCGAAUAAAGAUUAUCAUUUUUUGAAGCAUAUUGCACGUACAUAUCAUCAAGCUAAAAUAGCAUUAUUUGCUACAUUCGAAGAAAGUAAUCUUAAAACUUGGGUUCCAGCACCGAUUGAUGUCGAUCUUUUUCCGAUUUUUCCACAACCAUCAACGCAACAAGAACCAGAACCAAGUAUCGAAGUUAAUAAUGAUAUAGUAGCCGACAAUAAUAAUGAUAAUCAAAGCGAAUCAUGAUUAUAAAAUUUUCUACAGAAAUUUCAUAUUAAUAUAAUUUUUUCUAAUUUAAAAGAAGCAACAGUUAUAA